AUGUUUAGCGUCUGCUUAUGUGCCAGAUAUCAAGCCAACCCUAGGGAAUCUCACCUUGCAGCAGUCAAACGAAUCAUUAAAUAUCAAAAAGGAACAACCAAUGUUGGCUUAUGGUAUCCUAAAGGUAGUAUGAAUACUUUAGUUGGUUAUUCUGAUGCUGACUAUGCAGGUUGUAAAACUGAUCGCAAAAGCACCAGUGGAACAUGUCACAUUUUGGGAACUGCUCUAGUGUCAUGGUCCUGCAAGAAACAAGCAAGUGUGGCUCUUAGUACUGCUGAGGUUGAAUAUAUUGCAGCCGGAAGUGGAUGCGCUCAAAUCUUAUGGCUCAAACAAUAA
Vicia villosa (hairy vetch) is the source of this 336-nucleotide messenger RNA. RefSeq names its product secreted RxLR effector protein 161-like. The coding region runs from base 1 to 336 and encodes 111 amino acids. The transcript has a single exon. NCBI's taxonomy places the organism in Eukaryota, Viridiplantae, Streptophyta, Magnoliopsida, Fabales, Fabaceae. The record is from RefSeq and is a predicted model, not a curated record.